This is a messenger RNA of Marasmius oreades (fairy-ring Marasmius), 1276 nucleotides long. RefSeq lists its product as uncharacterized. Gene Ontology annotation, molecular function: 3-methyl-2-oxobutanoate hydroxymethyltransferase activity; magnesium ion binding. The record is from RefSeq and is a predicted model, not a curated record. Gene Ontology annotation, cellular component: mitochondrion. NCBI's taxonomy places the organism in Eukaryota, Fungi, Basidiomycota, Agaricomycetes, Agaricales, Marasmiaceae. Gene Ontology annotation, biological process: pantothenate biosynthetic process. The transcript has 3 exons. The coding region runs from base 186 to 1169 and encodes 327 amino acids.
UCCCAAUCAAGCAACGCGCGUGGGAGUCUGCCUAGGGGAGACUAAGUCUAAUCUUGUUCGAGUCUUGUCUCCAUCAUCGGCACUCGUCGUCCAACUUUUAUAACGGAUACAAUGGCCUGAUGUGGAUUUUUACCUCCGCUUGUAUAAGUACCUUAGCUCUCUGGUAGACUUUAUCUGAUUCCACCAUGUGCUACUCCAGACUUUCUCUUUUUCGAGGUGCUCAACGGGCACACGACUGGCGUCGCUGGAUGAGUGUGCGGCCUGCAAUUGUUGGUAGUGGCAACCUUCAGGGGAUGGCGAGCACGACUCGUAAAAAAGUAACGCUUGAGACCCUCAAUUCCCUCAAAAACAACAAGGCGCACAUCACUAUGAUAACUGCAUAUGACUUUCCUUCGGCCACCGCGUGUUCGUCCAAUCCUCUCGUGGACAUCGUUCUAGUCGGAGAUUCCUUGGCGCAGGUCUGUCUUGGGUACCCCUCGACUACACAACUGACACUAUCGGAAAUGAUCCAUCAUUGUCGCGCGGUUGCACGCGGAACAACCCAUCCAUUACUCGUUGCCGAUAUGCCUUUUGGAACUUACAUGACCUCUGGUCCUGACACCAUACAAAACGCGGUCCGUCUGAUACAGGAAGGUCGCGUCGAAGGGAUCAAGAUGGAAGGCGGCCUUGAGAUUGUGGAGACUGUGCGGAAAUUGACUGAUUUUGGAAUACCCGUAAUGGGACAUGUUGGUUUGAAGCCUCAGCGACACGUUGCUUCGUCUGGGUUCCGUAUUCAAGGGAAAAACACAAAUAGUGCGAAGCAGGUCAUCAAGGAAGCUGAGGCUUUGCAGGAUGCGGGAGCGUUCUCGAUCAUCUUGGAAGGCAUUCCGAAGGAACUCGGUCGAUGCAUUACUGAACGGUUAAAGAUUCCGACUAUCGGCAUAGGCGCAGGCCCUGCAACUGAUGGCCAAGUUCUGGUGUGGGACGACAUCAUGGGAACGUGGUCUGGUCAUAAAGCAAAGUUCGUCCGGCAUUUUGGGGACGUUAAAAGCGAACGCGAUGCUGCAAUUCAGAAGUAUGUUGAAGCCGUACGAAAUGGGUCGUUCCCAGCCGAGUCCGAGAGCUACACGAGUGGCGGGGUGGAUUGGAGUUCUCUCUCUGUGUCUGAGAGUUCCGACCCUCAUCCAUAAUAAUGUGAUAACUUGGUACUAUCCAGUUGAAUCAAAUUAAGCAUCUUAUCGAGGUUCCACUGGUCACCACAACUCGCCAUCCACUCUAAGGAUUAUCAUCAUCCGAG